This is a messenger RNA of Cordyceps militaris CM01, 1710 nucleotides long. RefSeq names its product D-aminoacylase, putative. Bases 1 to 1710 code for a protein of 569 amino acids. The transcript has a single exon. The record is from RefSeq and is a predicted model, not a curated record. Lineage: Eukaryota; Fungi; Ascomycota; Sordariomycetes; Hypocreales; Cordycipitaceae.
AUGUAUGCUUCUGUCACUGUUCUCUCCACUGUCGCGCUUGCGUUAGUAGCACACCGCAUUUCUGACUUUUUGAGCGCAAACAGGACCCCGGAAUCGCCUCCCCAGAAGCUGGACCUUGUCCUAGAUCGACUUGCCUCCCUAGAAAAACAAAUCGAGGAGCUUCGAUCCAUUGGCGGCAACGCAGGGCUUUCCAUCGGAGUAGCCCACGCUGGCACCAGCAUCUUCGAGAAACACUUUGGUUUCCGAAAUGUCAGCUCCGCCACGCCCCCAGAUAGCCAGACCGUCCAACAUAUUGGUUCUAUGACCAAGGCCUUUGUCGCCGCUGCGGUCGCGUCUUUGGUAGAUGAAGGCAAGCUGUCCUGGGAAACACCCCUCGGCCAGAGCGGUGUCGUCCCGCUCUUCUCCGAGUCCAACACGGAGCCUGAGAACAAGUCUCUGCCGCAGGUGACACUAGUAGAUCUUCUGGCGCACCGGCUCGGUGUUGCUAUGAAGCAAAGCUACUGGCAUCUGAUGUCUACCGCUCUUCUCUCCCAAAAGGCCAACACAGCCCACAUCGUCUCCAAGUUGCCUCCUGUAGCCGAGUUUCGGUCCAAAAUGUCGUACAACAAUUGGGGAUACGCCCUGGCGGGAGAAAUCAUCGAACAUGUAUCCGGCCAGGACCUUGGCCAGUUUUUAGCCCAGCGCUUCUUUCAACCUCUGGGUUUGGAGAACACAACACUCGGCAAGCCCUCGAGCGAAAAUUAUGCUGCAUCCUACAUGGCACUCAGCGACGGAACUCCCUUCCAGGUGGAACACCCGCCGCUCAACUCUGGUACCCUCAUGGCCCCCGCAGGUGCCAUGAAGUCUACCAUGAGCGACAUGCUUGUCCUUUAUAGCGCUUUUCUCAAGGCUUUCCAGGACCAGUCGCUUUCCGAUGCUACAUCGAAGCCCACCUCACCCUUUCGCCAAGCUACGGCUUUAUUUGCAAAGCAUUCCACCAUACAGCCAGGUUCGGCGUAUGGCAUGGGCUGGUGCUUGACCGAGCUACCUGAUCAGGCGGGAUUGGUUGGUGUUAAUUCAUAUGAAUCCCCAGAUGGUAUGCCAGUGAUUGGCAAGGAUACCAAACCACAGCGCCUCUUUUAUCACAACGGUGCAAUGUGCGGGGCCCUGAGCGCCAUUUAUCUUCUCCCCGAUAGUGACUUCGUCGUCGUUGUCCUCGGAAAUUCUUUCGAUCUUUAUGACACUCCCGAUUUUACAGCUCAGCUUCUAGUCGAGUCAAUCAUUGGAGCUCCGAAUCCUGUUGACUUCAUACCUAUUGCCAAGAAAACAGUUGCCAAUGCAUUGUCACACCACCCGGAUAUGAAUGCACAGCUGGAGAGGGAGCGCACUCACGGAACCAGUCCAAAGCCCCUGUCCGACUAUACCGGGUACUACACCUCUGCAGAGGGUAACGACUACGGCUUUCAAAUUACAGUUUUAGGGGACAAGCUUCGCGUCAACGUCCAGGGGAUUGUGGACGUCUUCUAUGACCUGGAGCAUUAUGAGCACGACGUCUUCGUCUUCUACUGUGACAGAGAUGCCGAAUCGAAGAUAAUGAUUUAUCCAAAUGCUUCAAUCAUGUUGCACAAGUUCUUCUUCAAGGUUGAUAAGCAGGGGAGGGUUAUGUAUGUGCGCUGGGCUCAUGACUUCACCUACCCAUCCGGGGAGCUUUUUAAGAAAGGACGUGCUUAG